AUGGCGAUGUCGGAUCUGGAGGAAGGAGGCGACAUCUACACUGUGGAGAAGCUGGUGGCUUUUAGAUACAAUGGCCAAACACCCGAAUGGCGCGUGCGUUGGCAGGGCUACGGCCCCAAAGAUGAUACGUGGGAGACCAAGAAGAACCUUCUUAUGGACAGUUCUUUCGCCUUUAAACACCAAAUGGAGCAGAUGGAGAGAAUGUACCUGGCUAGGAGGGCUCAGCAGAGCCGGGAAAGCAAGGCCGGGGGUCCCCAAGGGGCCUUGAGAAAAAGCAAAGGAAACGCUAUGGAAAGUAUCCCAGCGCAACCAGUGGCAGAGGCCCAAAGUGGAUCGGAAAGCAGCAGCAAAAGCAGCACCAGCUCGUCAGAGUUCAGUUGCUCGGAACGAAGCAGCAACAGUGAUAGUGGUGGCGACACGAGCAGCAGCAGCGGUGGAGAAUAUGCUCCUGACUCGGAGUGCCCUCCCCUUAGUCCUUUCUCCGCUUCCCGUCGCCGCAUUAAGGGGGUUCCCCGAACAAAGCCUGUGAGGCAACGGCGGCGGCGCUGCAUGGACAACUUGUUGCAGGGAGAGCACGCAAGAGGGGCCUCGUCAAGGGCAUUCGACCGGGGUCUCCCAGCAUCCCCACAGAGCAAAUUCGGCUCAGAGGGUGAGGCACAGGCAUGGGGUGGCAAAGUGGGGGCCCCCCCGUUGUACCAUCCCCGACAGAAUCUUCCAGCGGGGCCUUUCCGCGGCGUGCAUCUGAAGGGGGCCCGCGGGACCGUCCCUCUCCCAGCACAGAGAGGGGCGGGUAUUCAGGGGACGCCGCUAAGGCGUCUUCGACUGGCUGCUGCUGAUGGGGGAUCCCAGGCUGCUCCCCGUUCUGAUGGCUCAGCUGCGCCCUCGAGCUCCUGGAAGUCUUCCCCCGAGAUGGAGGCUGCGGGGACGUCUGGGGUACCCGCGGGUUUCACAGUCAAUGAACCCAGCGAUGAUGACCUAAGGCCUCCUUUUCUCUCGGGGGCCCCGCUGCCUAGUGUACGGGGUUUCGAUGACCCCACCCAGCAUAGAAUGCAGCAGUAUGCGUGGGGACCCCCAGAAGGGGGCCCUCCUGUUUCUGCUUCUCUCUUUCAAUGCCCCCCAUCCUACAGCUCACCCCCUAGUGGAGAGCCCACAGGGGAGAUCCAUGCGUGGUCUGGUACAACUCCCGAAGGCGAGCGCUUUUGGCAGGAUGGGGGUUGGGGGCCUCCGGCGGCUGGGGCUGUAGGGGGUCCCUGUGGCAGCCCUACGGAUAGUCCUUUUAGGGAUGGGCAUUCUAUAAGGCCUCCUUCUACCUGGGGAACCGACGGAGGCCUAUAUGGGCCCCUCGUCACUGGUGCAGCUGACGGCUUCCUGGGGCUCUCCGGUACAGAAGAGGGUCCCCUAGCCUCGCACGCCAAGCAAACCAUGCCUCUUGUGUGUGCCAACGCUGCAUCCUGUUACACCCCGCGAAGGGGGAAACCCACGGGAUUGCCAGAAGGAGCACCUGGUGCCCCGUUUGGACUGGUUCACUCAACAGGAAGCACACAGCUCGCCUUAGUGGGGUGUGCACUGCCUGGGGGCCCGGCAGGGACUUCAGAGGCUCCCCCGGGGCAGCAGGAUCUCGGGUGGGAAGGCCCACGGGGCCCUGCCAGUGCAUCUUUGGAUCCUUCGGUGUCUCCAGGACCGUUAGUGCACCAAAAGCAGCAGCAGCAGCAAACACGGCAGCAACAACAGACCCAGCAACAGCAACAGCAGCAGGUGCAUGUGGCUGCCUCGUCUUCUGUAAGACCCCUAGGUCUCUCGCGGGGUUUGGCAAACAAGUAUCCCUGUGAGACACUAUUUCCAGGUCGAGUGCGCAUCCUAAAGAUUGUGCGGGGAGAAGCAGCGGGAGAGGGGGGGGGCGGUGGAGUGAGGGGGGGCCUCGUUCAUUAUAUGAUUGCCGCAUCUCCUGGUGGCGCAGCGGACCCCAGCCGCACAGUAUGGGGCACAUGCUCCAUUCCAGAGGCGAGGCGCUUCUGCCCGGGGGCCCUCUGUGACUAUCUGCUGAGGAAGGCUCUGUUUAGGAAUGGAGACAAGCAAACAGCAAGGGGACCCCCGCCCGUUGCUGCUGCACCUACUGGAAGAUGCAGCGCUGUAACUAACACGAACAUUCAACCACUGGGCGCGAACCGGAAUGAUGCGGCGGCGUUACAGGACACAUGUAGGGGCCACAGCGGCGGUAGCUCUGCUCACAUGCCGCUAGUGAAGAUUUGGCCAUCUACCUCGAGUCCGAAUGGAUACGCUGGAGGUGUAUCUUCAACAAACGCCAUUCGGGGGCUGCGGGGGGGUGUCAGUGGCAGAGGGCUUUUGCCUGACUCGCCAGGUGGAAGCUACGGUGGCCUGAAUACUGACAGAAAGAGUCUUAGGAAGAGGCUAGAGGGCCAAAGUUGGGGUAAUUGCGCACAACCAGCAAUAUAUGCACACCGAAGCGAAGUGGAAGAGGGUGAGUACUGGGGUAAGAGACAGUCAUGUAGGUAUAAGUACUGGCGUGUCUGUUGGUAG
Molecule: messenger RNA, 2538 nt
Organism: Cyclospora cayetanensis
Lineage: Eukaryota; Apicomplexa; Conoidasida; Eucoccidiorida; Eimeriidae
Product: collagen alpha-1(I) chain
Exons: 3
Coding region: 1-2538 (845 amino acids)
Biological process (GO): negative regulation of transcription by RNA polymerase II; chromatin organization
Cellular component (GO): pericentric heterochromatin
Molecular function (GO): chromatin binding
Source: RefSeq, a predicted model, not a curated record